AUGAAUGUCAAACACUGGCCAUGGAUGAAAGUUUACUACAAGAUUAAGCCUCUGCUGAAGAGUGCUGAGACUGAGAAGGAGCUGGCAACCAUGAAAGAGGACUUUACAAAAUGCAAAGAAAAUCUUGCCAAGGCUGAAGCCAAAAAGAAGGAGCUUGAAGAGAAGAUGGUGGCACUGCUGCAAGAGAAAAAUGAUCUGCAGCUGCAAGUGGCUUCUGAAGCUGAGAAUCUCUCAGAUGCUGAGGAAAGGUGUGAGGGUCUGAUCAAGAGCAAAAUCCAGCUGGAAGCUAAGCUCAAAGAGACAACUGAGAGACUGGAGGAUGAAGAAGAAAUCAAUGCUGAACUGACAGCCAAGAAGAGAAAACUUGAGGAUGAGUGCUCUGAGCUAAAGAAAGACAUUGAUGACCUGGAGCUGACCUUGGCUAAAGUGGAAAAGGAGAAACACGUCACUGAGAAUAAGGUCAAGAACUUGACUGAAGAAAUGGCAUCUCAGGAUAAGAGCAUUGCCAAACUUACAAAAGAGAAGAAAGCUCUCCAAGAAGCACAUCAGCAGACCCUGGAUGAUCUUCAGGCAGAAGAGGACAAAGUCAACACCCUGACCAAAUCCAAGACAAAACUUGGUUUUUGAUGUACCUUGGAGAGGUAUAUCCAAGUUCUAGAACAACAUAUGCUCCCAUCCAGACAUUGUCUCUUUCAGGGAAGGGCUUGCAUUUUCCAACAUGACAAUGCCAGGCCACAUACUGCAUCAAUUACAACAUCAUGGCUGCGUAGAAGAAGGAUCUGGAUACUGAAAUGGCCAGCCUGCAGUCCAGAUCUUUCACCCAUAGAAAACAUUUGGUGCAUCAUAAAGAGGAAGAUGCGACGAAGAAGAAAUAAGACAGUUGAGCAACUAGAAGCCUGUAUUAGACAAGAAUGGGACAACAUUCCUAUUCCUAAACUUGAGAAACUCGUCUCCUCAGUCCCCAGACGUUGGCAAGGCAAGGCAAGGCAAGUUUAUUUAUAUAGCACAUUUCGUACAUAAUGGUAAUUCAAAGUGCUUUACAUAAAAGAAAGUAAAAAUAGUAACAAAAAUAAAACAAGCCAUUUUUAAAUGAUUUAGUUACUGAUUUGUUACUGAUUUGACAUGACUACUGAAACUAAGGUCUGUCUCCAGAAUCACACCAAGAUUCCUGACUUGAUUUUUAGUUGUUUGACCCCUAGAGUCAAGGUAUGCAUUCACCUUGAACACUUCAUCUUUGUGUCCAAAUGCAAUGACUUCAGUUUUUUCCUUAUUUAACUGAAGAUAGUUCUGGCACAUCCAACUAUUAAUUUCAUCAAUGCAUUGGCAGAGGGAGUCAAUGGGGCUGUAGUCAUUUGGAGAUAAGGCUAGGUAAAUCUGGGUAUCAUCAGCAUAGCUGUGAUAGGCAAUUUGGUUCUUUCUCAUUAUUUGACUUAGUGGAAGCAUAUAAAGCCAAAAAAGAGCGGCGCAAGAAUUGAACCUUGUGGGACUUCGCAUGUCACGGACGUCCACUUAGACUUAUGCUCUCCUAUACUCACAUAAUAGCCUCUCCCUUCUAAGUAUGAUCUGAACCAUUUGAGUACCAUCCCAGAAACCCCGACCCAGUUUUCCAGUCUCUUUAGUAGUAUGUUAUGAUCGACAGUGUAAAACGCAAUUCACUGUCACAAUUUAAGCGAAUAUCAUUUAUUAUCUUAAUGAGUGCUGUCUCUGUGCUGUGAUGCGGUCGGAAACCAAAUUGAAAAUUGUCCAGGUAUCCAUUUGAGUUUAAGUAUUUGUUUAGCUGAUUAAAAAUGACCUUUUCUAUAAUUUUGCCUAUAAAAGGAAGAUUAGAUAUUGGUCUAAAAUUGCUCAAAAUUGUGUUAUCAAGAUUGGUCUUCUUCAGGAGGGGCUUAACAACUGCAGUUUUUAGGGAGUUUGGAAAUGUCCCAGAAAGAAGUGAGGCAUUCACCACUUCUAAGAGAUCUGCUUUUUAGCAGUCAAGCACACUUUUGAAAAAAGAUGUGGGAAGUGUGUCAAGUCAACAGGUUGACGAUUUUAGUUGCUGCACUAUGUCUUCCAGAAUUUUGCUGUCAAUUGUUUCAAAAAUAGACAUACUGUAGUAUCUUUUUGAUAUUGUGGCCGAAUCUGUCUGACCUCUGCAUUACUUUAUGUGCUACUCGCCUUCCUGAUAUUGAUGAACUUCUCAGAAAAGAAAGAAGCAAACUCAUUGCAUUUGCUGUCUGAGAGCAUUUCACUGGGAAUCUGACUUUGGGGGUUUGUCAGUCUCUCAACAGUGGCAAAAAGAGUACGAGUGUUAUUUAAGUUACUGUUUAUAAGGUUUGAGAAGAAAUUCUGUCUAGCUGUGGCUAGUUUCACAUUAAAAGCAUGAAGGCUAUCUUUACAGAUGCUAUAGUGAAUUUCAAAUUUCGUAUUUCUCCACAUCCGCUUGGCUUUUCUGCAUUGUCUUUUCAUAGUCUGAACUGCUGUUGAUCUUCUCCAAACUGAUUUCUGUCUGUUUGUUUUCUUACUGACUCUUAUUGGUGCAAUAUCAUCAAUAACAUUUCUUAAAGAGCCAGUAAGAUGAAAAUUCUAAGCUUCCUAUCACUGUUUAUAAGUCCUGUACAUUAGGUUUAAAUCCAUCCAAGGUUAAAAAACAUUGUCAUUUUGCCAAAAUAUAAUUUUAAAAUAACCUCAAUUCUCAGAGAUCCCCAAACGGUUCGCGCGAAGCUGUUCAAAAGAUUCAGUUUCCUUAAACCCCACCUUUCGGUAGCAUAUUGUGUUCUGAUUGGUCAACUGACAUAGUCAGGUUUGAUUGGUUGUUUCGCACACACCUCCACGGUAAACUAUGCGUUAGCAUCUGUUUGGGGUGAAUUAUGUCUUAUUCCUCUCAUCUCGAAGCAAACAGUAAAAUAAAAAAAACUUGAACAGUCUCGCUGCUUUUUCUUCUGUGUGGGUGUAUUCAAGCCGCGCGCUUCAGUUUGAAUCUGAAUAGCGCGGGGGCGUGGUCACAUAUAACGAAGGGAGACAUGAAAAACAGACAUAGCGUUGUUUUCAUAUGUAUUACUUUAUCACAGAAUAUCUGUUUGGCAGCACUUGUUUAGUUUUAAAGUAGACAUGUCAAGCUUUCUAUAGAUAUCUCUCUCAUGUCUCUUCGUUGAGUAUUCACAGAGUUACACUUCAUUUUAAUGACGUGUUUGUACAUGACGAUCAGCGCAGACAGGCUGCAGACAGCACACAUACUGAUAAGACGCUCGGGAGAAAACAGACACAUAACUUCAUAAUCAUACUUCGCGUUAUGAUUCGGAGAUGCUCGUUGUUCUAAAUAAAUUUGGUAAUGAACCCUCUUUUAUGGCCAAAAAUCCCGCUGUACUCACCGAGAUUAGAAAAGCAGUCAUCAGUGAAAUGUUGUGAACAGAACAAAAGGGAUUUGUUGUACUGCUCUGGUAUUGUGGUAAAAAUAAAUUUUAGCCAUUGGUUCUUCUGAUUUUCAUUCUUUGGCAGUGAAAAUAAAACAAACUUGCCUUUACAAUUAAAAACACACUGUCUCCUCGACAUGAUGAUAUCACACCAACCAGAGCGUCUGUGCGUGGGGGGUGGGGCAGUUCAGAGUUCCGUUUCUCCCAAGAUGGUAGGCGGAGAUUAUUAUGCAAAGUGUUCCUAGUGACGUACAUAGAGAUGAGCAAAAGAUUUUACAUCCAUAACGACUCGUUUCAGCGAUUCAGAGUCGACUCCUUACUUUAGAAGCCAAUAACUUUAUAAAUCGUGUACUUUUUGGUUUAAUUACUUUGCACAUUGUUUACACUGAUGGACAGCUACAUCAUACACUGUAAUACAGGUAAUUUUUUAUUUCCCAUCUGUGUGGCUCUUUAACUUUUGAGUUGAAGGAAUCAAGGAGAAUAUCAACAGAGUCUGCAGAAAUGCUUGGUGUUAAAGAUAUAGCCUCCAUAAAUAGUACACUUGUGUUCUCGUUUAUGCAUCUCCUUCUGACAGAGACAGAUCUAGAUUCAGAAGUAGCAGAGAUCAAUACAUCAAAGAAAAUACAGAAGUGAUCAGGUAGUGCUAUGUCCUUAGUAACAAUGGAUGAAAUGUUUAGACCCCUACUGAUGAUUAGAUCCAGAGUGUGUCCACCUUUGUGUGUGGGUCCAUGCACAUGCUGAAUCAGGUCAAAAGUGUUUAGAACCGUUAUCAUUUCUUUUGUAGUUUUGUUUUCUGCAUUAUCUAUGUGAAUAUUAAAAUCCCCUGCAAUUGCAAAAAAACUCUGUAAAUAAUAAUAAACAGAAUGUGUGGAGCACCUUUCAGCACAAUCCCUAGAUAUUCGAAAGACAAGUACUGACCAAAUGACACUUGCUUGCAUUGAUAGACAUCUUUAAAUAGAGCAGCUACACCCCCACCUCUCCUAACAGUCCUGUAAACUAGGGCUGCACGAUUAUGACAAAAAUCAUAAUUGCCGAUCAUUCCUUUGAAAUUGUAAUUGCAAUUAUUAAUUACGAUUAUUACAAUUUACAUUGAUUGAUGUUUUAAGUAGCUUUAUACCA
This is a messenger RNA of Carassius gibelio (silver crucian carp), 4511 nucleotides long. RefSeq names its product myosin-6. The coding region runs from base 1 to 627 and encodes 208 amino acids. Lineage: Eukaryota; Metazoa; Chordata; Actinopteri; Cypriniformes; Cyprinidae. Gene Ontology annotation, cellular component: myosin complex. The transcript has 3 exons. The record is from RefSeq and is a predicted model, not a curated record.